GCGGUAAGGCUUUUGGCCCCCGUGGCCCCACCAGCUAUUACUAUAUGCUUCCCAUGAAAGAGCGCGUGCUCGGCCUCAAGGUGGCGCUGACAAGCAAGCAGAUGCAGGGUGAUCUCCAUAUUGUGGACUCUCUAGAGAUGCCAACCUUCGAUCCUCAGUAUUUGGCAGACCUGGCUCGCUACAGGCAUUGGGGAAGAUCGGUGUUGUUCGUGGAUGU
Molecule: messenger RNA, 217 nt
Organism: Thamnophis sirtalis
Lineage: Eukaryota; Metazoa; Chordata; Lepidosauria; Squamata; Natricidae
Source: RefSeq, a predicted model, not a curated record